GCAGGCGGAGGCAGGGGGCCAUGGCGCCAUGGUAGCCCUCGGCGGACGCAACCCCCUCGCCAUGAGCGGUGUGCCCCCUCAAGUGGGCCGAGUUCAGGGGUCCAACUUUACCCCACAUCACUACAAGCCCUUCAGCUCACACGCACACUACCAACAGGUAAUGCGUGCAUUGCAUAAGCUCCAGGAGAGUGGGUUUUACUGGGGGGCUGUUGGAGGACGAGAGGCCAGCUCCCUGCUGCGCUCGGAAUCGCCCGGCACUUUCCUGAUCCGGGACUCCUCGGACCACCACCAUUUCUUCACCCUGUCUGUGCAGACGGCUCGAGGAACCAAGAACCUGAGAAUCCACAGCGAGGGAGGUGGAUUCUUCUUACAGCCGGACACCCAAAACACCCAAGUGCCACCGCAGUUCGAUUGCGUGCUGAAACUCAUAGCGCACUACAUGGGGAAAGGGCUGGACGCUGGAAGGAGCAGAGACGGGGCGUGUGGGGGCAACUCGGCAGAAAUCAAAGGGUGCAACGUUUAUCUGAUUCACACCGGCGGAGAGAGGAUCCCCCUGGAGUUGCGGCGACCCCUCUCGACCUCUCUCUCGUCUUUGCAGCACAUGUGCAGGAGGACCUUGAACAACCAAGGCCUGGGCUCGGAGCGAGCGGAGCAGCUCCCGCACACACUUAGAGACUUCCUGGAGGAGUAUGAUGCUCCGAUAUGACUGACAGGAACUGCAGCGGCCCGUCGACAUGGACCAGCAGCCUAGAGGACGGCACAGCCUCCACCAGAGACUGACCAGAUUUAGCCUUAGAUGCCAAUGUGAGGUUAGUUUCUCAUUGUAGCCAGAAUCAGCUUAUCCCAGAUGUGUCUCAACGCUGACGGGAAAGCGACUGACCUGGGGUCUGGAAUGAGGAGUGCAAUUUGGGUUAACCAAUGAUUACCUCGUCCAUCCCACGUUGCAAAAACUGACCGCUACCAAUGUGAGUGGCAGACGAAGCCCAGGGUCAGAGGUCAGGGUUUUUCCUAUGACCGCCUCGGACGCAGAGCAGAGCCUCAUAGAAGAUUAACCCAAGUGGUCGAUUUUAACGAUGACAGUGGCAGCGCGAUCAAUACAGCCCCAGUGAUCCCCGCGGGUUCGCUGCAACCUCUCGUCUCCCCCGGUCAGCCUGACAUUUACUACACUUUGGAUCCCCGGAGAGAAAGAAAGGAGGCGCAGAAGAGGGAGGGGGUGAAGAACGGACGAGUUUCCGAGGAAAGGCAAAGUUCAAACAAGGGACUCAAAGCAGAGGACUUAAAGUAUUUGUUUGUCUGACUGUGGGUGUAUUUGUGUGUUGUGGUGGCGCACACAUUUCCAUUGCUGCUUCCCGCAAGUGUUGCCUCAUUGAGGGGAGAGAGGCAGUCAUUCAUGCCAGCUCCACACACACACACACACACACACACUCGCGCACACUCACACAGGUACAGGCCCACAUAAAGGAUUUGUUCACGUGGGAACAAAAAGAUGAAAACCCAUUACAAAGCAUCUUCUCUCCCAUCUCCUGCUUGUAUCUCGUUUCUCCUCCAUUAGCCAGCCCCUGUCCCGACUUUUGAUUUUGUUUUAUGGAGUUGCAUGUGCGCCUCUGACAGGGACACAAAGCAGACCGCUGUUGCCGAGACAAAAGCUUGUUACGGAGACAAAAGCCCUGGCACGGGACCAAAGAAAACAUCAGUACUUAUUUUUAUCCAAGCUGGCUGGAAAUAUGUCAGCGACCCUGUAAAGGGAACUGACGAUGACGAUCCUGGAGAUCGGGGGAAGGGUGAGGAGAAGGGACCGAGCGAAGGAGAACGAGUAGCGGGAAGAGGGAUUAGGAAAGAGGAAAUUGAAGAGGACAGAAAAAGCGGGGAGGGGGCCGGGGUGUGGGGGGAGAAGGGGGAGGAGACAUACUGGUACACAGCUAAACAAAAACACUGACUGGAUUGAUGUCGCAGACUUAGGGGAAAUGAUACAGCUCAGCAGGACGCUGCUCCUGCUCAUACACAUCCAGGUUGGCCAAGAAGCCCCAUGUGAAAAAAGAAAGUUUGAAGUCUUAAUACUGUUAUUUGGACACUUGCGGUAAUUUCUCCUCGACAUUAUCGCCUGGAAUUUACUCUGUUUUUGUGGAAAUGUGUCAGUGUGUGUGUGCGUGUCUGUCUGCCCUGUACCCCCCUGGAUUUCUUAAAUCGCCACUCAUGAAGGAGACAAUAGAGGACAUGAACCAUUUUGUUGAUAUCCUGUAACUUUAGAAAAAAAGUUUUCUCGCCCCAUCUCCCUUCCAUUGUUACCUCUGAAGCAGGAGCGGGCCGUGGGGUUUGUCUGAAUGUCAUGGGAACACGAGACUAAAGCAAUUCUCUCAAGAAAAAAGCCUUUUUGUAAAAACGUGUAAGACUCAGAUUUGAUCAAAAUUGUUGCUUCUGUGUUUGACCAGUGCUCAUACUUACCUGUGAUCCAUAUUGGAGUGGAAGCCUUUUCACAUCCUAACACUCGGUGAUGUCACUGUGGCCACUUGAGCGUUUUGCCAUAUCGUUCACAGUUUUGGUCAGAUCUUCGUCUUAUUUCCUCUUCAUCAACACCCGAGUUUGAACAUGUGUCGCAGCCAUGGCAUCGCACGUGUGUGUGUGAAUCAUUUGUCUUUUAUAAAGACUCUCUUGCAAAAAGGCUGGCCACUAGUCUGGCAAAAAUACAAGCUGUACUCUCUGAAAUAACAAAGCAUUACAUAAAAAAAUAAAUGAAAAGGAACGUUGCACAUAUUUAUAUUUCUAAAAUAUUUCAAUAAUUUAUAUUAAAGAGCACUAUUUUUACAAAAGUCAA
This is a messenger RNA of Pleuronectes platessa (European plaice), 2812 nucleotides long. RefSeq names its product suppressor of cytokine signaling 3. Gene Ontology annotation, biological process: intracellular signal transduction; phosphatidylinositol phosphate biosynthetic process. Gene Ontology annotation, molecular function: 1-phosphatidylinositol-3-kinase regulator activity. The record is from RefSeq and is a predicted model, not a curated record. Bases 29 to 706 code for a protein of 225 amino acids. Lineage: Eukaryota; Metazoa; Chordata; Actinopteri; Pleuronectiformes; Pleuronectidae. Gene Ontology annotation, cellular component: phosphatidylinositol 3-kinase complex. The transcript has 2 exons.